AAGCCUCUUAUUCUAAUAACACUAUGACAUUUUCGUUGCCACCUGCCACAAAUUCAGAGGUUGACGUCGCCUCAGUGAAUUCUUUCAGAACAAUCGAUACAAACCAAACCGGUGAUCAAGAAAGUUUGUCUUCGGAUUUCACGGACCGUGCAAACGAACCACAGGGUUUGAUUAAAUUGCUUUGCGAAAUUGAUGAAACAGCAACUUUUUUUAAAAAAAGGGCAGCAAUUGAAGAUGAAUAUGGCAGAAUGAUGAUUAAGCUGGCCAAAAGUAUGCAAGAAG
Racocetra fulgida is the source of this 282-nucleotide messenger RNA. NCBI's taxonomy places the organism in Eukaryota, Fungi, Glomeromycota, Glomeromycetes, Diversisporales, Gigasporaceae. The record is from the annotation of a GenBank genome assembly.